AUGCCCCGCCGCGGGGUCCGUGCGGCGCAGCGCGGUGUCCUCGGUGUCGGGGCGGCCGCCUGGCUCGUCUGGUCGCGCCUGGUCGUGGCUGCCGCCGCCUGGGCCCUGCGCGGCCUCCAGCGGCUCUUGCGGGGCGUGGCGCGGGCCGGCGGCGCGGAGCAGCCCGAGUCCUGGGAGUGCAGCGCCGACCACCGCGUCUACCGCGGCCGGGAGCCAGACCCGCAGCUCCUCACCGUGCGCACGGCGCCGCAUGCCUUCCAGCCAGCCCCUGCCCCUGCUUCUGCCCCACUGACACCCCCCUCGGUGGCCUGGCAGGUGGAUCUGGGGCGGCUGGCAGAGGAGAGUGCGUACUUCCAGGCACUGGCCCGCUCAGGGAUGCAGGAGGCCGUGGCCCGGCAGCUGGAGCUGCCUCAUGUGUCGUCAGGUGCCUUCCAUGCCAUAUUGGAGUUCGUCUUCACUGGGCACUUUGCAGUGGGCGUGGAAGAGCUGCUUUCAGCAGUACAGGCUGCUAGCUACCUGCAGGUGCCAGCCUUUCUGGCACGCUGCUGGCCAGCUCUGAAUGCCCACCUGAGCCCCCACAACUGCCUGACCCUGCUACGCUUUGCCGAGGCCAUUGGCUGUCCUGAGAUGCGGGCCGAGCUGUGCCGCUUCCUGAGCACUGAGCUGCUGGAGCUGGCGCCCAUUACCAGGGACCUGGCAUCGGUGCUGCGGGAAGAGCUUGCGCAGCUCCGGGAGUGCGGUCCCCUGCAGCUCUGCCUGCUGCGCAAGGAGAACCUGGGCAUCCAGCCUGGCCCAGAGAUGCAGGCGCUCCGUGGGCUAUACCACCUCCCGCUGGGCAGGGUGGGUACGUGGCACCGUGCCUCCACCCUGCCCUUCCAGGCCGAGAAGUGGAGCUUCAGUGCUGCCCAGCUCCUCAACUACCUCUUCCUCAUCGGUGGCUACCGAGAGCCACGCGGCACCCGGGGCUUCACCUUCCGCAUGGCCGCCUUCCGCUACAACCCUCUAGCCAACCGUUGGCAGCCCACUGCCCCACUUCUGAAGCGCCGGCGGCACUUCAGCACAGCUGUCAGGGCAGCACAUCUAUGCCAUUGGAGGCUGGUAUCUGGACUCGCUUCUGGCGCCAGACGUGAGCACAGCACUGUACGCAGCUGUGGAGCGCUACGACCCCUGGCAUGACACCUGGGCCUUCGUCUCCUCCUUGCCUCUCACCGACAUUACCUUCGCCAUCUCACUGUCCCAUGAUGUCCCGCUCUGCACGGCCCAGGCUGACUGCCUCUAUGCCCUGGGCAGUGUGCGGCGCACUGGGGAGAAGCUGCUGCUGCGCUAUGACGUUCAGGCAGGUGAGCAGGAGGCCCCAGCGUGUCCUGCUCAGUGCCCUACGACCCCCCAGCUGGCCAGUGGGCCUGGGCUCAGCCCUGGGCAGAGGGUCCCUGCCCUCCAGGUGCUGCUGAGUCUUCCCCCUUGGAGACUCCUCCCCACACCCGGGUCAUGCAGCCUUGGGCACUGGGGCAGUGACCUGCAAGGGGAUGUACAGGCCAUGCUGAGCCAGGGCUGGCUGGCCAGGGGUAGUGGCCCAAGGGCAGGGCGACUGGACACUGUGAGACUGGGGCUUGCAGGUGGGCACUGCCGGAUGCCGAGGCAAGGAACCUGCCCCUCACCUGCCCCUCAUCCUCUCUUGCAGACACGUGGCAGGAGCUGCUGCCGACGCUGACGAAGGCAGACACCGACCUGCCAGGCCUCUACUUCCUGGGGGGCUCGGAGCCACUCUAUGUGCUGGGUGGCAACGCCCGGGAGAACGUGCUAACCUCCUUCAGCCCCGAGGCACGGCGCUGGGGCCCCGCGCGCAGCCUGCCCCGGUGCGCUCUGGCGGGGCAGGGCGUGGUCCAGGGCACCCGCCUCUUCAUGGCAGCCCCGGACCUGGGCGCGGUGCUGCGGGUGGAGCUAGACACGCUGGCUUGCUGCACCCUGCCCCCGCCACCCUUCUCGCUCUUCUACGAGGCAGUCGUCCUCCUGCAUUUCCCCCCGCCUGGCCCCGACGUGAGCAGCGAGCAAGGCAGGCGGGCACACAAGCCCUGAGCCCUGCCCCAUUGCAGGGCCAAACCGUCGAGGCCGAGGGCCUCACUAGGGGUUGCUGCGCUGCUAGGCCCACUCCCACCCCCGGGGGCUGCCGCACUGCCGAGCCGGGCCAACCGCCCCCCCGCGGGACGCUGCGCUGCCGGGAGCGGGCUGGACCCGAGGAGGCGAGCGAGCUGCCUCUGGCUCGGGUACUGCCGCGGGCUCUGUCUGCCCCGUCUUGCCCCCUUAGCCCAUAGGCGCGGGGCGGGGCGGGGCUGCGCCGGGCCGGGCCGCUGCCUCCUCUGUGCCCGCCGCACCCGCCCGCUCCCCUUUCACCCGGAUUCCGCGCUAUUUAUAGGGGGCUGAGCAGGCAGCUGCUCCGGGCCUGGCCAGGGGCCAGGGCCUGCGACACCCCCUGCAGCCCCCGGACCUGCCCCCGUGCGGCUCGUAUACGGCAGGACCUUCCCCGGCUUCUGGCGCGGACUGUCCUCCUGGGUCCGUGCAGUUCUGCGCCCGGGCCGGGGCUGGACCGGCAGCGCAAUAAAGCGGCAGCGGCGGCAGCGG
Molecule: messenger RNA, 2619 nt
Organism: Alligator mississippiensis (American alligator)
Lineage: Eukaryota; Metazoa; Chordata; Crocodylia; Alligatoridae
Product: kelch-like protein 42
Exons: 3
Coding region: 1-1176 (391 amino acids)
Molecular function (GO): protein binding
Source: RefSeq, a predicted model, not a curated record